AUGUCUCAACAAGGGCCUUCUAGGCCUUUUCGCCCUAUCGCUCCAAGAACUUUGUUAGAUACGCCAACAGCGGGACCUGUCGCUGAGGAAAGUAAGGUACGGAGAGCAUCAACAGCUUGCACAGAGUGUCAACGACGUCGGACCAAGUGUAGUGCAAACUCGACCGGUGCCCCAUGUUCCGAAUGCGCCCUCCACGGCCGAGAUUGCAUCAUCGACGAGUACGCCGACAAACGUCGUAAGGUUGCGCGAGAUCGCGUCCAGGAGGAGUUAGCGUACUAUCGCCAAUUUGUGCAGCAGCUGCUGGCAGCCAUUCGGCACGGCAAGCGCACAGACGUCGACGCCAUUAUCAAUGUCAUCCGGUCGGGAGCCUCACUCGAGAAGAUACACUUGAUCGUCGCCCAAUCACUGAGUCAUACAAACGAGGCCGAUGGCCAUGAGAUUACAGUCCCCGUUCGGACGAAAGAACCAGACGGCGUAUCUGGGAACUCGUCUCCCGUUGUGAAAGAGCCGGAUGGCGUAUCUGCGGAAGCGUCUCCCGAUGGUGGGCUGAGUGCGAUCCUGAAUAAAGAUGCAUGA
Messenger RNA from Aspergillus novofumigatus IBT 16806, 576 nucleotides. Its product is annotated as Zn(II)2Cys6 transcription factor domain-containing protein. The transcript has 2 exons. Gene Ontology annotation, biological process: regulation of DNA-templated transcription. Lineage: Eukaryota; Fungi; Ascomycota; Eurotiomycetes; Eurotiales; Aspergillaceae. Gene Ontology annotation, molecular function: DNA-binding transcription factor activity, RNA polymerase II-specific; zinc ion binding. The record is from RefSeq and is a predicted model, not a curated record. Bases 1 to 576 code for a protein of 191 amino acids.